Messenger RNA from Chara braunii, 1528 nucleotides. The record is from the annotation of a GenBank genome assembly. NCBI's taxonomy places the organism in Eukaryota, Viridiplantae, Streptophyta, Charophyceae, Charales, Characeae.
CCGUGCACAGGCAGUACACGCAAUUCAGACUUACAACUCUGGAUUUGUCUUAUGCCGAACCUGCAGGUGCGCUUCCAUGAAAAAUUCCACGACAGGGGUGUUUACAACUGCAAGAAGGACCUUUGUGAUAUAUUCUCGAAUGGCUACCAGAUCUAUGUGGAGUUUGGGGGAAUCCAUGACGAUUGGAUUGACGUUAUGGUAUCGUCACCCGGCGUUUCUGUUGAAGAAUCCACCGAAUGGGUUGAUAAGAACAUUUUGGGAGCCAUUGACCAACUUUGCAGCGAGCCGACUGGUCUCCCAGGUGUGGAUCUGGUGACGAAAAUUCUUCGUCCCCGCUGUUUGACAACAUCUCCGAUUGUUCCACGCAGGUACCGGAGCGUCGAUCAGACUGUCACAGAAGAGAAGCUGAUCGAGGAGAUGGAGAGGGAGGAAUAUAAUUACAAUCAUUCCUGGCCUUCCAUUUGGGAUGAGCAGGGCCAGGAGAUUGUUCCACGAUCGUGUGAUGAUGCUAUGGCGCUGAUCAGACCGAAAACACUGGAGWGUCACCUAUCCAUUCAGAAGCAUGAGCUUCACAACGUUUGUGACAGCUUCGAUGUAGUCGAGGGGAGCUCAGGACAAAGACAACGAGAAUCUGGUUGCAAAAACAGCACUGCAAGCUUCGAUGGCCAUUCUGAGGCACCUUUUGAAUGUGAACAGCCGACAGGAAACGUUCAAGAGUUGGGUGAUUUGGUGACGAGGGGUGUUCGCUAUCUUGCUGGAAAAGUUGACAGAAAUUUCCGGUUCAUCAGUGAGCUGAAAGAAGAAGUGAAGCAUCUGAGGAAGGAGCAGAGUAAUGCGUUUACAAGACUCUGCAAUGCCCUGUCUAGCAUUUCCGUUUUCGCCAUUGAGCAGCACAGUCAUCGCCUCCCUCAUCGUGUUUACAUCACGGAGAGGAAAUCUGGCUUUCGCCAGAAACUGAGUUUUCUGAUUGGCUUGAAGCCAGUGGAGCUGCAUCUCAUGUGCGAAUCCAAAGACCGCUGUCAUGUUGUAGAUGGCCAGGAGGGGAAGAGGUUGUGUUUGCAGAACGAGGAGAGGCGCCAUGUGUGGACUCUCUUCAAGUGGACAAUUCUUACUGUGGCUGUGCUGCUGAAAACCGGCUGUGCAAUUUCUAUGGGCAUCCAUCAGCUUGUGCCAGACUUGGGUGGCGUUGCCAACUGGACAAGCUUUGUGAUUGGAGCAGUGGGGAACGCUGGUCUGGAGUUUGUGGACAUGGACGACCUUAAGCAGAGAAUGAAUGCCAUUGGAAAGGAUAUGUUCAAGGAUGAUGGUCCGGAAGAUGCACUGAAGCGUCAGCAAGCAAUGGACUGUCUGGAGAGAAACCUGGAAGGUGGGGCAAGUGAGAUACGGGAAAGAUUUGGUCUCACGAGAGUGAAGUACAGGGACACAAGCUCGGUUGCCUGGAUCUGUACCCCCUGCCUUGAGAAGAGCCAUCUGGCUGUGGAGGUAUUUUAGGUGAAUCCAUGCAACCAAAUGAAUAGGCACACGAGUC